Clavispora lusitaniae ATCC 42720 is the source of this 4296-nucleotide messenger RNA. It is a transcript of the gene POL1, whose product is annotated as DNA-directed DNA polymerase alpha catalytic subunit. Gene Ontology annotation, molecular function: single-stranded DNA binding; DNA replication origin binding; nucleotide binding. The record is from RefSeq and is a predicted model, not a curated record. Gene Ontology annotation, biological process: lagging strand elongation; leading strand elongation; DNA replication. Lineage: Eukaryota; Fungi; Ascomycota; Pichiomycetes; Serinales; Metschnikowiaceae. Gene Ontology annotation, cellular component: alpha DNA polymerase:primase complex.
AUGCUGGCCAGAAAAGCGAAACUAGACAAGUUCAAAAAACUACGUGAAGCUCGGCGGACGGGCCGUAUCGACGCGUCGGACGACGAAGACGCGUCAAUCUAUGACGAGGUGGACGAAGACACCUUCAGACAACACAAGCGCGAUCAGCUUAUGAAUGAUGAUUUCAUUGUGGACGAUAACGGAGAAGGUUAUGUGGACAACGGAGUGGACGAAUGGGACGACGCCACGCGACCAAACUACUACUCGGACGAAGAAGCCGAGGCCGGGCCGCUGCGGAAGCGCUCGAAAACCCACAAAGUCGCCAAAGUGACGCGGACGGCAGAAAUCGACAACUUUUUCGCUCCAGCACAAACAGUUCUGGCGCCUGCGGCACCCAAGGCUCCACAGGCUUCUGUGGAUGACAUUCUUGACGACUUUGUGGCGCCCAAGAGCCGCGUUUCAAAAAACAGAGCAUUUACAUCUUUCGGACGCAACCAGGUGAAAACAGAGCGUUCCGCCGGCCCUUUUGGGCGGCUGCGCACUUCAGCACCUCGAAAAGAGACCAAAUUCGCCUCUUCUUCUCCAUCUAACACCUUGGAUAUGCAAGACUUCGAUGACUUCAAUACCGCUGAAGAUAAUGGUACCAACCCUCAAGACGAAACUACCGACACACCCAGCACCGCUGCCACUGCUUCUCUGACGCAGAAUGAAUCUGCCAAACAAGCUAGCCUUGCCUCGUCGCCUGAGCCACAAGCAGCGGAAAGUGACAGUGAUGAAGAAGUCGUGGUGCGUCGUCGAGCUGCCGCUCCUGCCAGAGCACACACGGCGUCUGUUACUGCUGUCAAGACCGAGGCAGUUGUCUCUCCGUCUCGAAAUUCCUUAGCUUUCACUUCCUCGGUACCAUCGUCUCAGCCAAAAGUGGAACUAGACGCGGUUUCCUCUGACGACAAAUUGCGCAUGUUCUGGCUCGAUUACGCUGAGGCAGACGGCUCCUUGCUUCUCUUUGGCAAAGUUUUAACCCCCGAAGGCUCCCUUGUAUCUGCAAUGGUGCAAGUUCAUGACAUGUGCCGAGAAUUGUAUGUCUUGCCUCGUGACAACGUUUCACCAAUGGAUGUUCAUGCAGAGCUCGUGCCAAUACUUAUGGAGCAGUUUGGUCUUGAACGUCUUCGUGCCAAACCGGAGACCCGCAAGUAUGCAUUUGAACUUCCUGAUGUUCCCAAGGAGGCCGAGUACUUGAAGGUGCUCUUGCCAUUCAAAACAAAAAAGAACCAGCACGUGGUGAUGCCUUCCGAGCUUGAAGGUGAGACAUUCCGCCGCAUUUUCGGCACAAACACCAAUGUUUUUGAGUCCUUUGUAACGCAGCGGAAUAUAAUGGGUCCAUGCUGGUUGGAUAUCCGCACUUCAGGCUGUUCACCACUUCAGAAUGCUUCCCACUGUCAAUUUGAAGCUGCAAUUUCUUCUCCUGAAUGUAUUUCUCCUGUGACAAAUGGUUCCCCGGCCCCCAAUUUAACCACGACUUCUAUCUCUGUUCAAACAGUGAUGAACGUGAAGGCUAAUCGCCAAGAAGUCGUUUGCGUAUCACUUGCUACAUACCGUGAUCUUCCGCAAGACCUGCCAAUUGCAGAAAAUACUCAGCCGAAUGAAUUGGUCACGUUGGUCCGUCCUGUCGGCUUGAACUACCCACCUGGUCUUCAAAAGGCUGCUGACGCUCAAAACUUGAACGUCCGGUUACUUCCUAAUGAAAAAUCGCUUUUGAGUUGUUUGACAGCUCUUAUCAAGAACGCGGAUCCAGAUAUCCUUGUGGGCCAUCGUUUGGAGAACAUUUCUUUGGACGUCCUUGUUCAUCGUAUGCAUGAUUUGAAAGUGCCCACAUGGUCAACCAUGGGCCGUCGCCACAGAAAAAGUUGGCCGGACAAGUUUGGGAAAAGCUCUGCUUUUAGCAACAACUUGCUUAUUCGUGAAAUUUUUCAAGGUCGUCUUUUGUGUGAUAUCGCUAACGAGUUGGGUCAAUCUUUGACUCCAAAAUGUCAAUCUUGGGACUUGCUGGAGAUGUACAAUGUAGUGUGUCACCAAAAUCAUCCAGCUCUUGAAAUAAACUUCCAGAAUCCACGUUAUAUGGAAGAUGCUUCCUUCUGGUUGAUGCCACUCAAGGAAAAUGUAAGCCAAGUGCUUAUUUCUGCGCAAAUAUCUUUUGCGCUCCAGAUCCUCUCACUUUCGAAGCAGCUCACAAACUUAGCUGGAAAUGCAUGGUCUCAUACGUUGAGCGGAACACGGGCAGGUCGAAAUGAGUUUAUUUUGUUGCAUGAGUUCAGAAGAAACAAUUACAUUGUUCCCGAUAAAGAGGGUAAAUUCCACAAGAAUACCAGCCACCAACAAGAUGCUCGUAUUGAAGCAACCGAAGAUGAUGCUACAACUGUGACUUCGAACAAGAAGCCAAAGUACCAGGGUGGUUUGGUUUUCGAGCCAGAAAAAGGUUUGCACAAAAAUUAUAUCUUAGUGAUGGACUUUAAUUCCUUGUACCCUAGUAUUAUUCAAGAGUUCAACAUUUGUUUCACUACAGUGGAAAGAGAUGCUUAUAAUACUACCCACGAUGAAGAAAGAGAUCUCCCAGAAAUUCCGGAGCGCGAUUCAGAUCAAGGUGUCUUGCCGCGUUUGUUGAACACUUUGGUGUCGAGAAGACGUGAAGUGAAGAAAUUGCUCAAGGACCCUAAAAUCUCUGCUGCCGAACGUGCCCAAUACGAUAUUAAACAACAAGCAUUGAAGUUGACGGCAAACUCCAUGUACGGUUGUUUGGGUUACGUCAACUCGCGUUUCUAUGCGAAACCAUUGGCCAUGUUGGUUACCAACAAGGGUAGAGAGAUUUUGAUGGACACAAGACAAUUGGCAGAGCUGAUCGGUUUGCGUGUUGUCUACGGUGAUACUGAUUCCGUUAUGAUAGACACCGGUGCCACAAGCAUGGCAGAAGCUUUGAAAAUAGGAGAAGAAUUCAAGGUUCAAGUUAAUGAGCGGUACAAGUUGUUGGAAAUUGAUACUGAUAACGUUUUCAAGCGGUUGCUUUUGCAUGCAAAGAAAAAGUACGCCGCUAUGAAUGUCACCUUAGACAGAAAAACUGGGAAGGAAAUCACAUCUUUGGAAGUUAAAGGUCUCGAUAUGCGUCGUCGUGAAUACUGUUCUUUAUCAAAAGAGAUUUCCACUUUUGUAUUGGAAAAAUUACUCUCCGAUAUCGAUCCAGAAGAAGCUCUUUCCCAAGUGUACGGCUAUUUGGAGACAACAAGUGCUAAGAUAAGAGCCAACGAGUUUCCUGUCGAUAAGUACCUGAUCAAUACCCGUUUGUCUAAAGACCCAACAAGUUAUCCUAACGGGAAGACAAUGCCGCCCGUUCAGGUCGCUCUCCGUCUUCGAAAACAGGGAAAGGUUGUGAAAGCUGGAAGUGUGAUCACAUUCAUCAUCACGGCUCCUAAGGAAGGUGAAGAAAGUGCCAGUCCAGCUGAAAGAGCACGCGCUAUCCAGGAGGUUUUAGGUGACAGAACAAACUUCAAGCCUGAUAGCGAAUACUACUUGGAGAAACAAAUCUACGCACCGGUAGAACGUCUUGUCAACAAGAUUGAAGGUGUGGACAUGCUCCGGAUUGCAUCUUCUUUGGGCAUUGAUACUAAGAAGUACGCAAUGAGACUCAGAAACACAGAGGGUGCAGAGCACGAGAUUCUCCCGUUGGAGUCCAAUAUAUCUGAUGUGGAAAGAUUCCGUCAAGCCAGUUACUUCGUCUUGACAUGUAAAUGUGGUGCAAAAUUCAGAUUUGGUGGAAUCAUGGCAUCAAAAGAUUAUAAAGUGACCUUCAAUGGAGUUUGCUGCGCUAAAUGCGACUACGUCUUCCCGGUAUUGAGAUUAACUUCACAACUAGAAGCGGCCAUCAGAAAACACUUAUCGCUUUAUUAUGCUGGUUGGCUUGUUUGUGAUGAUUCAGCCUGUGGCAUCAAAACAAGACAGAUUUCCGUUUACGGAAAACGAUGCAUCGGAGCUAGUGGAAAAGCACAUGGUUGCAAAGGAGUCAUGAGUUACAAGUAUUCAGACAAGGCACUCUACAACCAGUUGCUCUACUUUGAUGCCAUUUUUGACGUUUCUAAAGCUCAAAAGAACCAAUUGCGGCCGAUUGUCUACGACGUUCCGGUGAACCCAAUGAGUGAGGGCCAACUUAAUGCGUUGGCCGAGCAAAACAAGGUCAACUUUGGGUACUGCCGCGAGGUGGUGGAUCAAUACUUGAAAGUAUGUGGUCGUAGGUAUGUGAAUAUGGGAAACAUCUUCGACUUCAUGGUAUAG